Messenger RNA from Angiostrongylus costaricensis, 1068 nucleotides. Lineage: Eukaryota; Metazoa; Nematoda; Chromadorea; Rhabditida; Metastrongylidae. The record is from the annotation of a GenBank genome assembly.
AUGUUCAAGGAACCUCAAAUAACUUUUGUGGAUCUCGUUGGUUCAAUUGAUUGUCUGCUAACUGUCAACAGUUCUUGUAUAGAUGAAUACCAUUGCAAUAUGUUUAUCUUCUUUUUAUUAUUAUUAUGGAAUAGGAGCGUUAUUUAUAGUCAAUCAACGGUGGACCUGAUAGAACUGAUUUUCAAUGUCUUGCAGGAUGCUACUGUAGUAGUUCUUUCCUCCUUCAACUUUCAGAAAUUGUGUGGUCGUUUAACACUGACGGUACGAAAUGUAUUACAGUUAUUUACUUUAACAGCAUCACGUCAUCAUGGAACUGCCAUAUCGUCUAUGCCUAAUAUGGCUGCAAUUUUCUACAACAAUUGUUACUACAUUUGCCAUCGAUUGAUGUUGAUGCCGUUUAGCCUACUGAAGAACUACACGAAUUUUCGUCCUAUUUUGUCGGAUUCGCUGUGGAAAAUACGUGAAAUAGGUGCAGAUGUUCUAGAACAGGUAAAUGCUGGUAUCCAUUGGUGUUGCUUCAUUUAUUUAUCAACAUUCUUAGACAAUGGCGCAUCUAAUUUGAUUGGUUAUGACAAUCUUAUUUUAGUAUUCAUAGCAUUAUUUACAGUAUUUGGAGGAAUAGAUGAUCUUGAGCGUUAUGAUGCAGCGAAAAAUGUGCUGAAUGCUUGUCUGAUGCACAUUCAAAAUGUUUUCCCUGAGAUGGUAUACUCAUGUACUUUGGGUAAUAUCGUCUCGUUCCUCUUGGACAGUAUCGGUGAUGUGAUUUUACGAACAGAAGACAUUCGGUCGGUGGAUGCUGAUAUCUCAUCCACUAUGAUUGAGACUCUUUUAACUGAACUAAUCAAAGGCCAGUCAUCGAUCCAUAAAAGUUGUGCGACUGCAUAUUUUCGAAUGAAAGAAAUAAUCUUCUGCUCGUUAUUAAAUUACUUGGAAAAUAAUUUCUCACAUAUUUCAUGUAGUGAAUUUAUUUUUUGGUGGUUGAAAGAGUUGUUGAUUGUUACUAUGUUGUGUUGUUGUUAUUCGUGUCACAGCAUGGAAAGUGGACUAUUGUAUUUCGAGUUUAGCUAA